GUCAAUUGGAUGGCGGUCGCGUUCUUCUUCGAGUUUGUGAUUGGUUUCUGCAAACUGGAGUAUUUUCUCCAGGGUAUCAUGUUGCAAUGCCAUCUUCCCAGCGCGCGUUCAGAUCCCGUCUCCGUUCAUACCUAGGCACUCUGCGUGCUACGGAAGCUUCCGAAGAGGGAGCAAGAUCCACGUGACUAGUUUCUUCGGCUUAGCUCAGCAACAUUAGUCUCAUUUCGGGCGAAAGACAUCCUCAUCAGGCUUAGUGCGGCUCGCUCCCCCACAAGUUUAGCCUUUUGCGGCUCUGGACCUUCCUCCAACCUCAUCUCCUCUUGUUCGUCGCCUCCUCGCGAUUUUCUCUCUUCUCAACUCUCAUCGGCAGCAGCAUCGCGUCCUGCAAGUAGUCAUCGUCCUUCAUCGUAAGAGAUAUUUGCCCAUCUCCCAUUUACUUCUUGUGCCCGUUCCCGUUCCCCCCUUUCCCCUUCUCUCCCUGUCCUGUCUUCCACUGAAAAAAAAGAAAAAAAAACUCUUGCGCCUAUUUGUUUCGCGUAAUAUUGGGGUCUGAUCUGGGACAAGGAGGCCAAGAAAGAGAUAUUUCCCAAACGAAAAGAAAAAGGAAGAAGAAAGAAAAGAGGUCCAACAACUUGCGUGUAUCCUCCUGUUUGAGCCUGUUACUUUGUCCAUCAAACUUCCAAAAUCCUUCCCUGGCUGAAGGUACCUUCUCUACCACCACUUACCACCAUAUCACAACCCCUCCGUCUCCCCUGUGGAUCAAAUUCUUAUCCCAGCAUCUCCCAAAAUUUCUCCUGGAGCCUUUCGCUCAAUACUGCUGAAACCAAAUCCAACCUUCUCACCUCAAUACAACAUCUAUCUCCAUUUCUACGUCGACUCCAUUUGCCUCUCCGCACCGUUUCCACCAUCUCCUGCUACCACUAUCCUCAUUCUUUGACUCUCAGCCUAUCUCCAAGCACCACCUCCUCUCCAACCGACCCACCAGCACCAGCAAGUUUUCCUUGGGAAAUCCCUGGUGUACAUAGCCGAUUCAGAAACAAAAGAAAACAAUUUAAAAGAAAAGAUAUUCAGAUCCUACUUCGAUCCUUGUUUUCCCAGUGUAGGUGAAGCAGCAGAAAAAGAAAAGAUAUCCAGACCCAGAGCAAGAAAAUCCCCGACGAACACCGUAUUUUAGCUCAGCAACCCCGAUACGAAUACAAAUAUGUCCGCCUCUCCGACUUCCGCCGUGGCGUCAACGAAACGUCCCCUAGAGGACCCCUCAUCUCCAUCAGGACCCACCGAUCAACCCGACGCCAAACGUCCCGCCCUGGAUAAGGUAGUAAAGGGCGGAGAAGAGGAAGAAUCUAAGGUAGUUCGAGAAGGUGACAGCUCUGCGACGGAGACCGCCAAGUCCGAUACUGCCACUCAACCCGCAGCUGCUGCCACCGGAGAAAAUGGCGUAAAGGACGAGCAAGGUGAUUUAGUUGUUCCCGAUGCUCUUCAUGCCAAUGGCAAGAACGCAUCUGCUGCUCAGAUACUGGAGACCCAGCCCAUUCAGUCCACAGCUUCUCAAAAUGACCGUUCAUCAUCGCAACCUCCUUCCCAGCAGGCCACUCAAGAUGAGAGUGGAUGGAUCCAUAUCCGAGCCGUGAUCUCUAGUGCUGAGGCGGCAACCUGUAUUGGCAAAGGAGGUGAAAAUGUUUCACAGAUUCGUCGUCUAUCUGGUGCCAAGUGCACUGUUAGCGACUACUCUCGUGGUGCAGUGGAAAGAAUUUUAACCGUCAGUGGCAUGCAGGAUGCAGUUGCUAAGGCUUUUGGUUUGAUUAUUCGUACUCUUAACAAUGAACCCCUGGAGGCCCCAUCCACAGCUCAGUCAAAGACAUAUCCUCUCCGCCUGCUCAUUCCCCAUCUACUUAUCGGCUCUAUCAUUGGAAAGUCUGGAGUACGCAUUCGCGAAAUCCAAGAGGCUUCUGGUGCUCGUCUCAAUGCUUCCGAUUCAUGCCUUCCUCUUUCCACAGAACGAACCCUUGUUAUCCUGGGUGUUGCUGACGCAGUUCACAUUGCAACUUAUUACGUUGCAGUGACUUUGGUAGAACAACUGACUGAAAGAUUUGGCGGACCUGCAGCUUCCGCUUAUGCCACCCGCAGUGGUGGUCCCGCUGGUGUCGUCCCUGGAGGUAUGCAGGUAGUUCCGUACAUCCCCCAACCAGCCGGCGGACAAUACGGGCAUCCAGAUACUUUCAAGAGACAUCAACCUCAAGCAAAUCGGGCUGUAUCCACCGGUGGGUACGGCGUACCGUACGUCCACGGCCAGCCGGGCCAGCCUCAAAUGCCACACCAAGCACUUCAUUACGGUUCUUCUUCCCGUCCCGGCUACACUGGAGCUGGUCCUCAUCAACCAGCACCUUACGGCGCUCCCCAGCCCACCCAAGUCCACGGUGCACCAACUGCUCAACCUGCUGGAGGAGUUGUCCCAGGAGCACCAGUGACACAGCAGAUCUUUAUUCCCAACGAUAUGGUGGGUGCUAUCAUUGGCAAAGGAGGCGCCAAGAUCAACGAAAUACGCCACCUCAGCGGCAGUGUUAUCAAGAUCAACGAGCCUCAGGACAACAGCAACGAGCGCCUCGUUACUAUCACGGGUACACCCGAGUGCAACCAAAUGGCUCUCUAUAUGCUUUAUUCCAGACUUGAGAGUGAGAAGCACAGAAUUUAGAACACUUACGGAGCUAUCUUCCCAGCUUUAUGUUUUCAUCUUUAUUUUCAUGUUGUUUCAUGUUGGUUCCCUCGCCUCUGGGAGUUGAUUGAAAAGUAGUUUUCCACAAAUUUGUUACCUUUCUUAUUCUACUCGCUCUCUGUAGCUCCCGUUGCAUGCCACGGCUUUUAGUGUCGUGUGAUUUGUUUUGUUCUAUUUUCCCCUUCUUAUAUUUCCUUUUGUCCCAUUAUUUUUCAAACUGACUGAUUUAUUUUUUCACCAUCCCAUUGAUUAAAUCUAUAGGCUGUUCUUCCCUUUUCUUCGUUAUUUCUUCCGGUGUAUUUUUACCCCGAACAAAUAUUAAUGGCAAAUCUCACUACUAACUCGAUUACCACAAAAAAUCGUUAAUUGUUUUAAACCCCUUAUCUCACAGCUGCGAGUUCAUGGAGAGAAGCUUGCCCUGGCACAUGUCUAGGAGGUUGGAACAGUGAUUGUACGAUCCGAUUAAACCAAGAGAACUACUGGACAGACGGAUAUAUACAAAUAUAUAUCUGUAUCAGAUCUCUUAGUUCGCCAGUGCAUGCGACAUGACGCCGAGGUAGCUCUGUACAGCUACGCAUUCUCCUUCCAAAAUUCCAAAAAGAAAUAACUUUGUCGCAUCCAAAAUUUUCAAAAUCCGUUUUUGAGGAAAAAAAAAAAAAAAAAAAAAAAAAA
Blastomyces dermatitidis ER-3 is the source of this 3385-nucleotide messenger RNA. Its product is annotated as KH domain RNA binding protein. The record is from RefSeq and is a predicted model, not a curated record. Gene Ontology annotation, biological process: regulation of RNA metabolic process; regulation of gene expression. Lineage: Eukaryota; Fungi; Ascomycota; Eurotiomycetes; Onygenales; Ajellomycetaceae. Gene Ontology annotation, cellular component: cytoplasm; nucleus. Gene Ontology annotation, molecular function: mRNA binding. The coding region runs from base 1202 to 2692 and encodes 496 amino acids. The transcript is spliced from 4 exons.